CUGAAUACUAGCCUAAAUAUCGACUCUGUCAAAUUAACAUUUUUGUAUUCAGUAAAUUGUAAAUGAAUCUCGUAAAUAAAAACAAGAAACCAAAUUAGUUACCAAAACAAUGGACAAAUUGACGACAAUCAGUGCCACUCUUUUCAUGGCAGCAGACGUUUUCGCUAUAAUUAGCUUGUCUAUGCCAGAUUGGAUCGUUACAGACGUAGGGGGAGAAACCAGACUCGGCCUGAUGUGGACAUGCAUGACACUGCAUAAUAGACCCCAAGUUUGCUUCACACCCGAACUACAACCAGAAUGGCUACUGGCAUUGAUUUGUAUAUUUGUCGGCUGUAUUUGUAUUACGACAACGAUUAUUUUACUGGCGAGCAGUAACUGGGACCGGGAUGUUAUACCCUAUGCAAGAUGGGUAGGAUUCACAGCAAUGGUACUAUUCUGUACGGCGGCCGUAAUAUUCCCACUCGGAUUUCACAUAGACGAGAUCGGCGGCCAGCCCUACCAGUUACCAAAUAGCCAUCAAGUUGGUCUGUCGUACAUCAUGUUUGUAUUAGCUCUGUGGAUAACCGUUGUUUCGGAGCUGUUUGCCGGAAAGGUUUGUCUACCUCAUUUUUAAAUUAAUUUUUGUUUUUGUUUCUGGUUUUUCUUUUGUUGAUCCAAUUGAAUCUCUUUAUCAUUUUAAGAAUUAGGUAUUACGCAUCGAGUUAACUCUAGUUUACAAAUUGUAAAAAUAUUCUUUUUUAUGGAAAUGAAUGUGAAUAAUAAAUCGUGAGAAGUGUAUCAGUCCA
Messenger RNA from Bradysia coprophila, 785 nucleotides. RefSeq lists its product as uncharacterized. Lineage: Eukaryota; Metazoa; Arthropoda; Insecta; Diptera; Sciaridae. Gene Ontology annotation, cellular component: ciliary membrane; Golgi apparatus. The record is from RefSeq and is a predicted model, not a curated record. Gene Ontology annotation, biological process: negative regulation of smoothened signaling pathway.